Molecule: messenger RNA, 4669 nt
Organism: Stegodyphus dumicola
Lineage: Eukaryota; Metazoa; Arthropoda; Arachnida; Araneae; Eresidae
Biological process (GO): regulation of DNA-templated transcription
Molecular function (GO): DNA-binding transcription factor activity, RNA polymerase II-specific; RNA polymerase II cis-regulatory region sequence-specific DNA binding
Source: RefSeq, a predicted model, not a curated record
CUGAGCAAGGAAUUCCGAACAACGUACUGCUAGUAGCGGGAUUGUUUUCUUUCGUGACAAUAAAGUUUAUUGAACCUUUAUUCUGUAAAUAAUCACCGCAGUUAUAGUUUUUUAAUGAUAGGGACAGUAUUAAAACUGUCAUGUGAUUUUUAAUUAAAGGCUGAAGUGUGAUUUAUACUUUUAAGUAUUGAAAGCUUGAAAAGGAGGUGACUUUUUUCUUUUAAGCUUCAACAAUUGUUACUAAUCCUGUAACGUAACAUGUAACUUCUUCAAAAUAUAAAUCACUGGCUAGCAACUCUAGAAAAAAAACACAAUUCCAUAAAUUCCUGUUACAUGUUUAGAUUGUCGGGCAAGGAAUCUUAUUUUUAUGAACGAUAAGAAGUGAUUUUUAAUGAAGCACACCUCGAAAUCAAUGCAUCCUUAAGGUAUUCUAAUAUUAAAUAGCUGAUAUGUCUUUUAAGUAACUUGUAUUAAUUCUCUUAUCAAGAUAAACACUCGUAUUUACACGAGGCAUCAAACGUUAAAGUGAACCAUCUUAGAACUACUUUGGGCCGAAAUUUCAGUUCAGCAGUUCCUUUUAUAUCCAUUCAGAGGAUGAAAUUCAUUACGAGGUAUGUAGCAAGUUAUAUAAUAUCAAGAAUGUCAGUUACAGUUAUCAAUGUAGUGCAGAAAUUACAUGUUCUUGGAGAUGCCUAACAAAUCAUUUUCAACAAGCAGUGUUUAAAAGAGCACAUACAGAUCCACACCAAACACUAACCUCAUAUGUGUGAAAUUUGUAAGAUUUCAUUUAAUUGAAAAGGUAAUUUAAGCAUGCAUAUGCUAACUCACAUAGGCUAGAAACGUGACAUGAUUGAAGUACAUAAGAGGACUUUUAUUUAAAUCAUUAAUUUAGACUAGCGUUUGCUUAUUCACACAGGAAACUAAUGAAAUAUGUGUGAAGAAUGUAAGAAAUAAUUUUGUCAUAAGAGAAUUCAAACAAACAUAUGCUUAUUAACACAGGAGACAAGCCUCAAGCCUUCAUAUGUGUGUGAAGUAAGAAGUUAUUUAGCCAAAUCUUUAAUUUAAACAUGCACGUGUUUACUCACACAGGAGAGAAAUCUUAUGUGUGUGAAGUUUGUAAGAAGUCAUUUAGUCAGAAGAGUCCUUUAAUCACUCAUAUGCUUACUCACACAGGAGAGAAACCUCAUGUAUGUGAAAUGUGUAAGAAGUCAUUUAGUCAGAAGGGUAAUUUAAACAUCCAUAUGCGUAUUCACGCUGCAGAAAAACCUUAUAUGUGUGAAAUAUGUAAGAAAUCAUUUAGUCAGAAGCGUCUUUUUAACAAUCAUAUGCUUGUUCAUACAGGAGAGAAACCUUAUACGUGUGAAGUAUGUCAAAAGUCAUUUACUCAAAAGGCUAGUUUACACAGGCAUAUUCAAAUUCAUACAGGAGAGAAACAUCAUGUGUGCGAAGUGUGCAAGACAUCAUUCAGACAGAAGGGUUCUUUAAACAGUCAUAUGCUUAUUCAUACUGGAGAAAAACCUCAUAUCUGUGAAGUGUGUAAGAAGUCAUUUAAUGAGAAACGUUCUUUAAUCAAUCAUAUGCUUAUUCACACAGGAGAGAAACCUCAUGUGUGUAAAAUAUGUAAGAAGUCUUUUCGACAGAAGCUUACUUUAAACAGGCAUGUCCUUAUUCACACGGGAGAAAAACCACAUGUGUGUGAAAUAUGUAACAUGUCAUUUAGAGAGAAAGGUCCUUUAAAUACUCACAUGCGUAUUCACACAGGAGAGAAACCUCAUAUGUGCGAAGUAUGUAAGAAGUCAUUUAGUCAUAAGUGUGCUUUAAGCCGCCAUAUGCAUACUCACACUGCAGAAAAACCUUAUAUGUGUGAAGUUUGUAAGAAGUCAUUUAGUCAGGAGCGUGCAUUAUACAGCCAUAUGCUUGUUCACAGUGCAGAAAAACCUUAUAUGUGUGAAGUAUGUAGGAAGUCAUUUAAACACAAGUGUACUUUAAACAAUCAUAUGCUUAUUCACACGGAAGAGGAACUUCAUGUGUGUGAGGUAUGUAAGAAGUCCUUUAGACACAAGGGUUCUUUAAACACUCAUAUGCUUAUUCACACAGGAGAGAAACCUCAUGUGUGUGAAGUAUGUAAGAAAUCAUUUAGACACAAGAGUCCUUUAAACACUCAUAUGCUUAUUCACACAGGACAGAAACCUCAUGUGUGUGAAGUAUGUAAGAAGUCAUUUCGUCGUAAGGAUAGUUUAACCAGACAUAUCUUUAUUCACAGAGGUGAAAAUCCGGUUGUGUAAAAAGUCCUUAAGUCACAAGGGUAAAUUUGACAGGCAUAUGCAUGUUCACAGAGCAGAAAACACAUGUGUGUGCUAUAUAAAAAUUCAUUUUUAGUAAAGGAUCAGUAAAAUAUGCAUAUCCGCAGAAGAGAGUCUUUCAUUUUAUGUAUGUAACAACUCAUUUGGAUAGUAGAAUAAUUUGAAGAAAUAUUUGUUUAUGUACACAAAAGAGAAGUCCUCUGUCUUUUGAGGUGAUGGUUAAAUUAGUAUCAACAUUUAUUUAUCAUUGUAGCAAAGAUUUGCGCAUGCAGCAAAAAAACACUUUUUUUUUUUUUUUUUUUUUGCGGUACAAUUUCAUUCACAACCGUUGUCAGUAUUCUAUGGUGGCCAAAAUUCUUCGAAUUAAGAGAGGGAUUCAGUGGUAGAAUUUUAAAGACAUUAUAGCAUGUGAUAUAUAACGUACUGCUGAACCUCCGUGCAUUUUGUAAAUUGUCAUUUGAUGCAAUUAAUGAGAAAACUUUCUAUUUCUUUCCAAAAAUCUUCAUUUAACAAGAUAUACCUCAAGUCCUUUUUAAGUAAUGUUAACUUGAAGCUACAUUUUCUACUAGUCUGUCCUAUAGGGUCUAAAGCUGCUUGUGCCAAACUUGAUUGAAAAGCUAUUAUUCAGAAUCUGACUUGAUAUGUUUUACAUUUCGUCCAUUUUUUUUUUUUUUUCCAAAAGUUGAAUCCUUGACAGUGGAUUGCACUUUUCACAGCUUUUGCAUAAUUCAUAUUCAGUGUUACAUCUUUUACCUACCAAAAUGCACUCUGGUGAUCUUAUGCUUGUUACCACUUUGACAUACUUCUGAUACUGCAAUUUGGAAGCAUGACUAAAUGUUUCGUCACAUAAUGGGUACUGUAACUUGUAAGUGCUUUGUGUCUGUGUGUAUAUGUGAUUUAUGAUGAAAUACUGCAAACCUGCAGUCAAGUCACAUAGUUCUUUUUUUUUUUUUUUUUUUUUGAUACAUUUUAGCUAAUUAGAACUAUUGUCAGCUGACAUAACAAUUACAGCAACCCAUGUGUGUAAAGUACCUAAGCAGACAUUUGAAAAAAUGAAUUCAGUAUGGAAAUAUUUCUAUACAGCUGAUUAGGUGAGCAGAAGCAGCAGACUAUGUGGAGGAGUUGUCUGCUAAGUCAUGCAGCAAAAUUCACCACCCUGCAGCAAGCAUCAUUAACAGCCAAGUUAACCAUCUUCAGGACAAGUGGCUGAAGCAAGCAAAUCCAAAGGAAUGCCAGUCAAAAUUAAAACUUAAUACCCAAGUCUCAGAAAAACACGCAAUUAAGCCACAAACCUUGGGACCAGUUUUUCAGUGGCUGGCCUUAGUCCCAUAAAGUUAGAUGCCAAUAAACUGAAAAGCUAUGAUAGGUGUUGCAUCCUAUCCGUCAAUGAAAUCAUUUUAAAGCAAGCUUAUAAGUUGAUAAGCAAAAUAAUUGCAUCAUUGGGUAUGAGGACUAUCGUAAUGAUUGCACUGCCGGAUAAGAAGUCUAUGGUUCCUACAAUAAGCCAACUGUAAUAGCUCAGUAUGCUGUCACUAUUAAAAUUCUAACUUACAUAUUAUUAUUUCAUAUUAGUCAUAUCAAGUUCCAGAAUGAAUACUUUCUAUAUACAGAACUAUAUAAAUGCAAAAAAUCUGAGAAGUUAAUUAUAUAUAGAAAGCCUUCAUACAAAACUAAUAGCAUAUUAGUUCCAUGUAUAUUCUGUGAAAGUUAAUUGUUGGCGAAUUUAGAAUUAAUGCAUCAUCUGAGAUUUGAGAUAAAAUUUUUAAAUCAGAAGAUGCUGAAACAUGAAAUUUAUAUAUUUAUAGUGAAAUAAAGAUCUCAGUAAAGUAUAAUGAUAGAAUUUUUGUAAUUUUUUGCUAAAAUUAUGUGCUAUGAAAAUGUUAUUUUCAUUAAUGUUUAUAAUUUUUCCAUCAUAAUUUUUUUUUUGCCAAGGUUCCUCUGUUUUAGCUAUUUUAGAAAAAUUUGCUGUUGUUGUUGUUGUUUUAAUGUUAAAAAUGUCUUCUUUAUCAAUCAGCAUUACAUUAAAAUCCAUCUCAUACUAUUUGAAAAUGAAAUAAAUUUCAUUCUUUUCAAUAGUUUAAGAAUAUUUUCACAGAGUAUAAUUAUAGAAAAAAUGAAUUGAUACACUUAUAGUAUAUAUGUAAAGAAGAAUUUUAGAGAAAGAAUUUUUUUUCCCAUAACAGAAGCAUUUCAGUGGAUUCAGAGCUGUAAUAUUAGUUGACCUAAUAUGUAAACGGAAUGUUUAAUCAAACUAUUUUUAUUACACUUUAAUAAAAAUCACUGUAACUUUAAAAGUUAUUGAAUUUAAAAGGAAAAUAUAAAACUGCAGUAAUUUCAAGCCUCUUUAAUUAAAAUAUUCUUUGUCC